AAAUGGAUAGAAAAAGGACUCUCCAAGUAUGAUUACAGAAACUGGUUUGGCCCUUGGCAUAUUAGCAUUUGCUUUUUUUGUACCACUGUCAGUGACUUCUCAUGAGGCAGUUACCAUUCCCAAACAGCUGCGGACUGCUGCUGGUAGAGUUGCAGUCAGUUGCACAAGCUGCAGCGUCACCUGUGGGCUGGGUUACAAGAUAGAAGAAACUUGUGAGGUUAGGCCUGAUGGGCAAAGGAGAGACUGCACCAAACAGAAAGUGGACUGUUUGACCAACUGGAUCUGUGGGAUGCGCCACUUCACUGUCCUCGUGGGUAAGCCAUUUGAGUUCAGCUGCCUGACCACUGGGGAGAUUGGUCCCCAGACUCAGAGCUUCAGCUAUACCUGGAGGCUGGCCAGAGGCAUCAUCACCACAGAUGAUGUUCUCUUUGUACCUUUCAAGAAUCCUGGCUUUGUCAUUAAGCUUUUCCCAGCUGAGGAAUAUGAUGCGGGGACAUACAGGUGUGAUGUGCAGUUAAUGAAAAACUAUAUGGUUGUCAAGAGAAUCUACUUUGGACUUCGUGUAAUCCCUGGUGACCUGGUGGAUCUGAGUUUUGACAAAUCCUUAACAUUGGAACAGCAGUUAGAAAGUGAAAAUGAAAAAAACCAACAGAAUAUCACCAACAUACCGGUCCAGGAGCGGUGGCACUCUUGGCGCCAAAGGGCUGUGCUUGUGUUUCUGAUUGGCAUUGGAAGCGGAGUGGUGGGAGGGGUCUUGUUGCAUACCCUUCUCUACUGUGUGCUGAAGGAUCGUAGUAAGCAUAAAAACUAUGAACGUGUAGAGGAUAGAGGGUGACUGCUGUACUUAAGAGUUUCACUAUAUUAGUGUUAUUAC
Molecule: messenger RNA, 874 nt
Organism: Rhineura floridana
Lineage: Eukaryota; Metazoa; Chordata; Lepidosauria; Squamata; Rhineuridae
Gene: TMEM81
Product: transmembrane protein 81
Exons: 1
Coding region: 29-835 (268 amino acids)
Source: RefSeq, a predicted model, not a curated record